Messenger RNA from Aureobasidium pullulans EXF-150, 3866 nucleotides. Its product is annotated as putative nuclear condensin complex subunit Smc2. Bases 59 to 3604 code for a protein of 1181 amino acids. The record is from RefSeq and is a predicted model, not a curated record. Gene Ontology annotation, cellular component: chromosome. The transcript has 4 exons. Gene Ontology annotation, biological process: chromosome organization. NCBI's taxonomy places the organism in Eukaryota, Fungi, Ascomycota, Dothideomycetes, Dothideales, Saccotheciaceae. Gene Ontology annotation, molecular function: protein binding; ATP binding; ATP hydrolysis activity.
CACGAAACAACUUUGACCCGACAAACGCACACAGUGGCCCAGCGCCAGCAACGACAAGAUGAGGGUCAUCGAAGUCAUUAUCGACGGCUUCAAGUCGUAUGCCGUGCGCACCGUCAUCUCGGGCUGGGACGAGAGCUUCAACUCCAUCACUGGUCUGAACGGUAGUGGCAAGUCCAACAUCCUCGACGCAAUAUGUUUCGUUCUCGGCAUCACCAACAUGACGACGGUCCGCGCCCAGAACCUGCAAGACCUCAUCUACAAGCGCGGCCAGGCCGGUGUGACCAAGGCCUCGGUGACCAUCGUCUUUGACAACAAGGACAAGGCCAAGUCGCCCAUCGGUUUCGAAGACUAUCCCACCAUCUCAGUCACUCGCCAAAUCGUUCUGGGUGGCACCUCCAAGUACCUCAUCAAUGGACAUCGCGCUCAGCAAACCACUGUCCAGAACCUGUUCCAGUCGGUCCAGUUGAACAUCAACAACCCCAACUUCCUCAUUAUGCAAGGUCGCAUUACAAAAGUUUUGAACAUGAAGAAGGAGGAAAUUCUUGGGAUGGUCGAGGAAGCUGCAGGCACACGUAUGUUCGAGGAUCGCAGAGACAAGGCUUUCCGCACCAUGGCCAAGAAAGAAAUGAAGGUCCAGGAGAUCAUGGAACUUCUGCGCGACGAAAUCGAACCCAAGCUGGAGAAAUUGCGACAAGAGAAGAGAGCCUUCCUCGACUUCCAACAGACACAAAAUGAUCUGGAACGCCUGACGCGACUGGUCGUGGCUUAUGACUAUCUCAAGAGCAAGGAGAAGCUUCGCCUAAGCGAAAAGGACCUGAACGACAAGAGAGAGCGAGCUCUGUUCCUCGAGAGCAACGCAGAGAAGCUGAAGAACGAGAUCGCCUUUUUGCAAGAAGACAUGGACAAGGUCAAGGCCGCAAGAGACAAGGAGUUGAGGAAAGGCGGUAAAUUCCAGGCUCUGGAGGACAAGGUCAAGGAACACUCGCACGAGCUGGUCAGACUGACCACUGUCCUCGAUCUCAAGAAGUCAAGCAUGACCGAAGAAAGCGAAAACCGCGCAAAGAGCCAGGCAACCCUCCAAGAACUCGGCAAACAACUCGAAGAAAAAUCUCACCUGCACAAACAACUCCAGGAGAGAUAUGAUGCUGCAAACGCCGAGCUACAGAAACAGACUGCCGAGGUCGAGCAAAAGGAGGAGCUUUUGCAGACAUUACAAACUGGUGUUGCCUCAAAAGAAGGCCAAGAGGGUGGUUAUCAGGGCCAGCUGCAAGAUGCUCGCAACCGACUCAGUGCAGCCUCCACCGAACAGGAACAAGCAAAGCUCAAGAUCUCGCAUCUGGAGAAGCGGUUGAAAGAGGAUGAGCCUCGUGCAAAAAAGGCCGAGAAGGAAAAUGCUGGCCUAUUGAAGGAAUUGGAUGGCUUGCGCUCACAUGCUAAGAAGCUAGAAGCCGAGCUCUCAAAAAUUGGCUAUGAGGCUGGUAGGGAGGAGGCCAUGCACAAAGAGCAAUCACAGCUGCAACAACGCAUUCGCGAGCUAAAAGAGCAAGCUGAUGGCCUCAAAAGAAGAGUCGCGAACAUCGACUUCAGCUACAGCGACCCGACGCCCAACUUUGACCGUUCCAAGGUCAAGGGUCUGGUAGCGCAGCUAUUCGCUCUGGACAAAAACUUCACUCAAGCAGGAACAGCUCUCGAAAUCUGUGCCGGGGGCCGCUUAUACAAUGUUGUAGUCGACAGCGCGCAAACAGGUACACAAUUGCUCCAGAACGGCAAGUUGAAGAAGCGAGUCACCAUCAUUCCCCUCAACAAGAUUUCUGCCUUCAGAGCUGCAUCGGAGAAAAUUGGUGCUGCAAGAAACAUGUCGAACAACAAGUGCGACCUUGCUCUUAACCUCAUCGGAUAUGAAGAAGAAGUUAAUGCCGCUAUGGAGUACGUCUUCGGAAACACAUUAAUCUGUGAAGAUGCCGCCACAGCAAAGAAGGUCACUUUCGAUCCUGCUGUCCGCAUGAAGAGUGUCACAUUAGAGGGCGAUGUCUACGAUCCUUCAGGAACACUGUCUGGUGGUAGCUCUCCAAAGACAAGUGGUGUACUUGUGACCCUUCAGCAGUUGAACGAGAUCACAAGGGAACUCGACGCAAGACAGGCAUCGUUGAACCAGCUGCGGUCGACCAUGAAACAAGAGAAGCAGAAGCUCGAUGCCGCGAGACAAUUCAAGCAGCAGCUUGAUCUCAAGGGUCAUGAAAUUUCACUUGCUGAGCAGCAAAUUAACGGCAACUCGUCGUCUUCAAUCAUUCAAGCAAUUGCCGACACAAAAGCUGGCAUCAUUGAUUUGAAGCAAAGUAUAGUAGAGGCCAAAUCACGCCAGGAUGAAGCCGCCAAGGAAGUCAAGCGAAUCGAAAAGGAUAUGAAUGAUUUCAACAACAACAAGGACAGCAAGCUCGUGGAACUGCAAGCGGCGCUUGAUAAGCUCAAGAAGUCGCUUAGCAAAAACUCUGCUUCGAUCAGACCUUUGCAGCAGGAAGUGAGAGAUGCCAUGCUCGAAGCGGAGCAAUGUGGCAGCGAUCUUGCAGCCGCUCAAGAGCAAUUCCAAGACGCCGAAGUUAAUCUCAAGACGCAACAAGAGGAAUUGAAGUCGUUGAUGACCGAAGGACAAGCGGUAAAAGACGCGCACGACUAUGCUCAAGCACAACUCGACGACGAGCGCAAAAAGCUUUCGGGCUACGACACUGAACUUGCAGACCUUGAAAAGGCCUCGCGAUCCAAGUCUGCACAGAUUACCGAGGAGGGUCUGGAAGCACAAAAGCUUGGUCAUCAAAUCGAAAACUUCUCGAAGCAGCAACAAGCUGCACGCCAGACGCUGCAAACAAUGGAGAAAGAGCACGAAUGGAUAGCUGACGAGAUCGACUCGUUUGGCCGACCCAAUACACCUUACGACUUCAACGGUAUGAACAUGACUGAGAGCAAACGCUCACUCGCCGGUCUCUCCGAACGCUUCCAAGGAAUGAAGAAGAAAAUCAACCCAAAGGUCAUGAACAUGAUUGAUAGCGUGGAGAAGAAAGAAGCUGCGUUGAAGAACAUGAUGCGCACUGUCAUUCGUGACAAGAAGAAGAUCGAGGAGACGAUCGCUCAACUGGACGAGUACAAGAAGGAAGCCCUGCACAAGACAUGGAGCAAGGUCAAUGUCGACUUUGGUAACAUCUUCAAUGAACUGCUACCAGGUGGCAACACAGCGAAACUGGACCCACCAGAAGACAGUGGCGACAUUUCCAAAGGUCUCGAGGUCAAGGUCUGUCUCGGAAAAGUGUGGAAGCAAUCGCUCACCGAACUUUCUGGUGGUCAACGCUCUCUCAUCGCAUUAUCCCUUAUUCUCGCUCUGCUUCAAUAUUCACCCGCACCCAUGUAUAUUUUGGAUGAGGUCGACGCUGCGCUGGAUCUGUCACAUACACAAAACAUCGGUCGCCUGAUCAAGACGAGGUUCAAGGGCAGUCAGUUCAUCGUUGUCAGUUUGAAGGAUGGCAUGUUCCAGAAUGCGAACCGCAUCUUCAAGACGAGGUUCUCCGAUGGUACCUCUGUGGUCCAAUCGCUCACGCCUGCGGACCUCAAGUAGGAGCCUCCUGCCGCAGUCCAUUUUCGUAUUCUCUUGUGCUUUUUGGAGGUUGUUUUGGUUCAUGUCUUGUCGACCCGUUCAGGAAAUUUGUUGUUUGACAGGUCGUGGAGUUUUGGGUUGGCUUUGUGAGAAGAGAGAUAUCCCGUUGUAAAUUCUAGAUAUGCACUUUUACGUUUUCUUGUUCAUCAAUCAACGCACCCUGUACUGCUGGACCUUCCGUGCUUGGCUUUCGGGCAACUGUGGUUUGUUCAUCUUAUGUACG